Ricinus communis (castor bean) is the source of this 880-nucleotide messenger RNA. RefSeq names its product ESCRT-related protein CHMP1B. The record is from RefSeq and is a predicted model, not a curated record. Lineage: Eukaryota; Viridiplantae; Streptophyta; Magnoliopsida; Malpighiales; Euphorbiaceae. The coding region runs from base 90 to 701 and encodes 203 amino acids. Gene Ontology annotation, biological process: endosome transport via multivesicular body sorting pathway; late endosome to vacuole transport; protein transport. Gene Ontology annotation, cellular component: ESCRT III complex; multivesicular body. The transcript has 2 exons.
UCACGAGUCAGUCAACAGACAAUUUAAAUUUCCCAAACAGAAAAACCCUAGAACCCGUAAUUUGUUUGUUUGAUCGAUCUCACACAGCCAUGGGUAACACAGAGAAAUUGCUAAAUCAAAUCAUGGAUUUGAAGUUCACAGCGAAAUCACUGCAAAGACAAGCGAGAAAAUGCGAGAAAGAAGAGAAAUCGGAGAAAUUAAAGGUGAAAAAGGCGAUAGAAAAAGGGAACAUGGAUGGAGCACGGAUCUAUGCAGAGAAUGCAAUUCGUAAAAGGACUGAGCAGAUGAAUUAUUUAAGGCUCGCUUCUAGGCUUGAUGCUGUUGUUGCUAGGCUUGAUACACAGGCCAAAAUGACCACUAUUAAUAAAUCUAUGGCUUCUAUUGUUAAAUCUCUCGAGUCCACUCUUGCUACUGGCAAUUUACAGAAGAUGUCAGAGACAAUGGAUCAAUUUGAGAAGCAGUUUGUAAACAUGGAGGUCCAGGCAGAGUUUAUGGAGAAUGCAAUGGCUGGAUCCACCUCAUUAUCCACACCUGAGGGUGAGGUCAAUAGCUUGAUGCAACAAGUAGCUGAUGACUAUGGAUUGGAGGUCUCUGUGGGACUCCCACAGCCUGCUGCUCAUGCAGUUGCAACCAAGUCGCAGGAGAAGGUUGAUGAGGAUGAUCUGUCGAGGCGUCUUGCAGAGCUAAAGGCCAGGGGGUAAAUAAAGUAUAUAACAGGAGCUGGUCUUAUGUCUGCGGGAUACGAUUUUAUCUACAUGGGAUGUGUUUCAUGCCCAGAACUUGAUUUGUAAAUUUGGAAAAAUUGUUAUUAAAGUUAUGCUGACUCCGCUUGUUGGUUAUGGAUGGUAAUGCUUAAUUGAGUAAUGAAUUGCUUAUAUCA